AUGGCGCUGCACCCGUUUUCUACGGCCUCGUCGCCGCUGAAAUCUUCCUCCUUCCUUGCCGUCGCUGCUGCAGCAAUCAUCCUCACAUCUCUCCCCAUGGCUCUCGGUCACGAACACGGCAUCAGCCACAUCCAGGACGGCGAGACCACCUCGCAGGAACCCAUCGACGCUAUACUAUGGAUACAUAUCUUCAUCAUGAUGUUGGCCUUCGGGGUCAUCUUCCCCGUCGGCAUGGUGCUGGGAAUGACCAAGAGCCGCUGGCACGUUCCGACUCAAGUCCUCGGCUCCGCCCUCGCCAUUCUCGGCUACUUCCUCGGUCACAUGCACGGUGGCCGACAAUUCCUCCCCCAUAACGUCCACGCCUCUUUUGCCACCUGGCUCAUGAUCAUAAUGGCCGCCCAGGUCGGCCUGGGCAUCUACCUGAAGCUGCACCUCGAAAAGGGCAUCAACGGUCGCAUCCGCAAAUUCAUCAAGCCCGCCCACGGCAUCCUGGGCAAGGCCUCCCCCGUUCUGGCUUGGACCCAGUUCCUGUUUGGCGGCAUCACCUCUCUGGGUUUCUGCCAAGGCGACCAUCUCGGCCAGUGCCUGGCCCAUUUCAUCAUGGGCAGCGCCUUCAUCGCCUACGGCAUCAUCUUGACGCUUCUGCUCCUGGUCGGACAGCUCUGGAUCCGCCGCAGCGGUCGGUCGCAGGAGUUCUUCGACAGUAUCGUUAUUGCAGCCUGGGGCUGCGUCAACACCUUCACGGAGCACCGAUGGGGCACGGCAUGGGUCAGGAACGACUGGCAGCACACCACCAUGGGCAUCAUCUGGUGGUGUGCCGGUCUGGUUGGUAUCUGGCUCAGCCGCGACCGUGACGGGAACCCCAAGCGAAACUUCAUCCCCGGCUUCGUCAUCGGCGCCACUGGCUGGGCCAUGUCCGCCCAUCCUCAGGACCUGCCCAUCAGUGCCAUGACCCACAACAUGUUUGGGAAGACGCUGAUGGGAGUCGGCAUCACUCGAAUUAUCGAGGUGUCUUUUGUUGUCAGGGACGCCCCGGGAGUCUCGGCCGAUGGACGCCAGACAAACAGCUGGCAGUUCAUUCCUGUUUUUCUUUUGUACGCCUCCGGUUUCCUCUUCAUGGGUGCCACCGAGGAGCAGAUGGCUCUCGUGGCCAACUCGGGUCUCGACCACGUUUCCUACAUCCUCAUACUGUACUCGUUUGCGUUCCUGCUCUUCCUCUUCACCAUGAUGCUCGUACACCUAUUUGACCGCAACUCCAACACGGACGGCAAAGUGGUCCUGGUCAACGGCAUCCCGGUAGCCAACGGCCGUCCUGGCGAGAACCGCCAAGUGCGUGAUGCCGAGGAGUUUGAACUCGAAGGACUCAUGAGCGACGACGAGGACGACGCGCGCAAGGGCCUCACUGAGGAAACAGACGACGAGCCAGGUCUGGGAAGUCCGAGCAGUCCCAGCACCAUCGGCAAGAACAGCGACCGAGUAGCGCGGUGA
Colletotrichum graminicola M1.001 is the source of this 1488-nucleotide messenger RNA. RefSeq lists its product as uncharacterized. The coding region runs from base 1 to 1488 and encodes 495 amino acids. The transcript is spliced from 4 exons. The record is from RefSeq and is a predicted model, not a curated record. NCBI's taxonomy places the organism in Eukaryota, Fungi, Ascomycota, Sordariomycetes, Glomerellales, Glomerellaceae.